Messenger RNA from Lutra lutra (Eurasian river otter), 4006 nucleotides. It is a transcript of the gene DDN, whose product is annotated as dendrin. Bases 1660 to 3783 code for a protein of 707 amino acids. The record is from RefSeq and is a predicted model, not a curated record. The transcript has 2 exons. Lineage: Eukaryota; Metazoa; Chordata; Mammalia; Carnivora; Mustelidae.
AAUGGAGGGCACAGGGGCUGUUUGGGUUAUCUCUCAGGGUUCAUAUUAGGGAGCAGGGAACCUGGGUUUGGUUGCUCUGGUUCUCAUGAAGUCAGUCUCUGCCACAACAAUCGUCCAGGCCCCAUCCUCUUAGAAGGAAGGGUCUGUACCCGAAGGGCUGCAUGAUCUUUUGCCUCUCCCAUUCUCCCCUAAAACCCAGCAGUCUCAAAAUCUGAGAAUGGAGCAGAAGGAAAGACAAGGGACAAAAUUACAGAGCCUCAUAGCCUAUUCUUAACUAUUCCUCUCAGAAGAGGCAAAUUAUCCCUUCUUCCUCAGGAACCAUUGCCAUACACACUCUUCUCCCACCUCCCUGCUCCCCUCCCCUCCACUGGAGCUGCUGCCAUGGUUGCCAGGAUGGUUGCUAAGUCUCUGCAUGGAAGGGUUGGCGUGGGCUGUGCUGCCACUAACAUUACCAUGGUGAAUCAGGGGACACCUGGUGUAGGCUUGGGGGGAGGGAGCAUGUGGAUGUAAGCAACACCCCCUGCCCCUGGCAGAAUGAGUGUAAAAGGUGAGCAUCUUGAGCACCACUUCAGGUGGGGGCUAAGUGAGCUAGGCAUUGUGGUAGUGGUGAUGAUGGGCAGCUCUAUGCUGGGAAGUGGGGGCCACUCGUUAUCAUUUCAGUUGCUAGGGUAUUGGUUUUGCCAAGGGAGCACACCAUUCCUCCUCCAUCCCUUCUGAAAGGGUGCAAAUGCAUAAGCACCUUAGUCUGUCCUCCAUAAGGCUGAGCAGAGCUGUGUGGGCACAGAACAGUAUGACCCCCAAAUCCUGGCUUCUGGAUUGGGGGAGAGAGCCUGCUGUGGGAAGAGGGCUCCAUACGUGCCCAAGGACAAAUACCUAGAAUAGGAACGUGGGACAGUUGAUAGCCAAGACAGACUCCUGUGUCCUACCAGCAGCCCUGGGCUGCAACACCCAGAGGGCAAGGAGUUAAAGGUGUGGGGGGUCACCCUUGCUGAGCUUGGGGAGGCAGCUCUCCCCCAGAGUCACAUAAAAGCUGCGUGAAAGCCACCGCCUCCUCCCUCCACCGCAUGGAAGCUGGUUACUCAUCUCUCUGCACCCGAACAGCCACUGCCGCUAAAAAUAGACCCCCUGCACCCCAACCCCAUGGAAACCAGCAGAGAAUGGCAGGCAGAGACCUUGAGUUCCAUUCCUGUCACCUCCCAGUUAGGGAAACUGAAGUCCGAGGCAGGAAGUCAGUGGCAGAACCCUGGUGGUGGGGCACCCCGACAAGCAGAAGAGUGAAGGGUUAAAAACGGCGGGGAGGUUGAAGAAAUGGGGGUGGGGGGAGGGCAGCAUCAGCUUGGCAAAAAUAAGAAGUCCCCUGCCCACUCGCGCAGGUCCCAUCAGGCUUGGGGGACAUGAACAGUGGGAAGGGGCGCCCAAUCCCGGGCCCCAGGGGGCGGCCGUGCACAUGGGGGAGGCAGCAGCGCUGUGCCGUCCGCGCCGCACCGUGUCACAUGCGCGCGCGCGCACACACACACAGACAGGCACACACGUGUGCCUGGGUAUAUAUAGUCCCCAGUCUCUGGGCCCGUUGCUCUGCAGUGGGCGCCGGCUCCUCGGGCUGGGAGGGGGCUCUCGGGGCGGGUGGGAGGGUGGGGGGCCGGGGUGGGGUGGGGCAGGAUGCUGGAUGGCCAGCUCUUCUCCGAGGGGCCCGACAGCCCCCGGGAGCCCCAGGAUGAGGAGUCUGGCAGCUGCCUCUGGGUGCAGAAAUCCAAGCUGCUGGUGAUCGAAGUGAAGACUAUUUCCUGUCAUUAUAGUCGCCGCGCCCCUCCUCGACAGCCCAUGGACUUCCAAGCCAGCCACUGGGCCCGAGGGCCCCAGAGCCGCACGUGUGGGCCGCGCCCGGGAUCCCCUGAGCCGCCGCCCCGCCGUCCCUGGGCCUCCAGGGUGCUGCAGGAGGCGACCAACUGGCGGGCGGGGCCCCCGGCCGAGGCCCGAGCCCGGGAGCAAGAAAAAAGGAAAGCGGCAUCGCAGGAGCGGGAGGCCAAGGAGACCGAGCGAAAAAGGCGCAAGGCUGGUGGGGCCCGAAGGAGCCCCCCCGGUCGGCCCCGCCCGGAACCUCGGAACGCCCCUCGGGUGGCCCAGCCUGUAGGGCCCCCGGCUCCUUCACGACCCGAGCGCCUGGGGCCGGCGGGGCGACCGCCCCGUCCAUCCGCGCAGCCGCAGAGCGACCCAGGGGCGGCGUGGGCGGGGCCCUGGGGAGGUAGGCGGCCAGGGCCCCCCAGCUACGAGGCUCACCUGCUGCUGAGAGGCGCAGCCGGGACAGCCCUGCGACGACGCUGGGACCGCCCGCCACCCUACGUGGCUCCACCUUCUUACGAAGGCCCCCACAGGACCUUGGGGUCAAAGAGAGGCCCCGAGCCCUCCCAGGCGCCAGCCUCAGCAACCUCUGCUCCGAUUCCGUCCAGGACAGAGGGAGGGUGCGCAAAGAAGAGGCUGGAUCCUCGGAUCUACCGGGACGUCCUCGGGGCUUGGGGUCUCCGACAGGGGCGGGGCCUCUUGGGGGGAUCCCCAGGCUGUGGAACAGCCGGGCCGAGGCUGGAGUCCUUGGGCAAGGGGGCAGCGGAGAAAAGCCUGGGGCUGGCCACUGCUGGCCUGAAUAGUGGUAGCGACGGCCAUUCCCAAGCCAAAGCUGCUGUUAGCCCAAGCACUGAGACGGCUCCUGCCGGCUUGGCCGCUGCGACUCCCAGCCCCCCGCGUCCCGCUCCCAGGUCCAAGCCCCAUCUCAAGGGCUCCGGGGAAGGGAAAGAAAAUAGGGAACAGAGCAGGCUCCCCAAAUGCUGGAUUCCCUCCCUUAAAAAGCAGCCGCCCCGACAUAGCCAGACCCUCCCCAGACCCUGGGCUCCAGGAGGCACGGGAUGGAGAGAGUCCCUAGGUCAUAGAGAGGGGGCUGGACCUGAGACCUUGGAGGGUUGGAAGGGGACCCGCCGCGCCCACACCCUACCCCGCAGUUCCCGCGGCCCUGCUCGUGGAGAAGGCGUCUUUGUCAUUGACGCCACGUGCGUGGUGAUCCGGUCACAGUAUGUCCCAACCCCUCGAACCCAGCAUGUACAACUUUUGCCCGAUGGGGUUCCGCGCGUCGUGGGGGAUGCCCCUAAUCAACCGAAGCCCAACAAGGAGGAGGGCGAGGGAGCCACGGCCUUUCCCUCCCCUUGCCAGAAACGGCUCUUGAGCAGUCGCCUUUCACACCAGCUCGGUGGAGGGCGCGGGCUCGAAGCUGAGGGCGGGAAGCCCGCGGACUCCUCCUUGGAGGAGCGCGCCUCCCGCAUCUUGGGGCUCCCUGUUGGCGAAGUAAACCUUCAGGACGCUCCCCCGCAGCCGGGUAGCCCUGAGCGCUCGGCCUCAGGCCCAGCGGCCUCAGGAGGCACGGUCAGUGCCGAGGGCUCGGAGGAAGGGGCGGCGGUCCCGCGGCGCGCGAGCCGGGCCUGGCCGCGGACCCCAGGGCCCUACGCCGGGGCCCUGCGGGAAGCCGUAUCCCGCAUCCGCCGGCACACCGCCCCAGACUCGGACUCGGACGAAGCUACGGAGCUCAGCGUCCAUAGCGGCUCUUCUGAUGGAAGCGACACAGAAGCCUCGGGCGCCUCCUGGCGAAAUGAGCAGCCCCGGCCCGGGGAAGGCGGGAAGACAGCAGAGCUGAGCGACAGCAUCCGAGAUAUUCUAGAUGUCAUCAGCCGAACCGAGGAGGCCCUCUUCGGAACGAGGGACACUAAGGGGAUCCCACAGGAAAAUAGGGAGCGGCAGUGACAGGCCCUUCCUUGUAUUUGUGUUCCCCACUUUUCCAUCUUUGGGCCCACUGGUCCUCUUUCCUCACAGACUUCCUUCUACCCCUUCCCCAGAGUCGUUCCCAUACUUGAAAUAGAAGCCGCCCAAAUGAAAGGAAAGGGAGCAUAUGCCAAUUCACGAUUUAUUCCUUUCCUUCCCCUCCCCUCCCCUCCCCUCCCCUCCCCUCCCCUCCCCUCCCCUCCCC